AUGGUCAAGGCAGGUAUCGCUCUGUUGGCACUUGCCGCCACCGCUUUUUCUGCUGUCAUUGAGCGUGGUGAGAGUGGAAAUGCUGGUACAGACAGGAAUCCAGUCUCCUAUGGUCCUCCUCCUGUUCCUGCUCCUGCUGAUCCCAAGUCAACCUAUGGCCCUCCUCCUGCUGAUCCCAAGUCAACUUAUGGUCCUCCUCCUGCUGAUCCCAAGUCAACUUAUGGUCCUCCUCCUGCUGAUCCCAAGUCAACUUAUGGUCCUCCUCCCCCUGAGCACAAGUCGACUUAUGGUCCUCCUCCUCCUGCUGAUCUCAAGUCAACUUAUGGUCCUCCUCCCCCUGAGCACAAGUCGACUUAUCCCGUUCCUCCUCCAGCAUCUCACUCAUACACGGAGCCGGGCCAUUCAUCUUACCCUAAGCCUACCCAAACCCCGCCUCCUCAUUCCUACUCUGAGCCACCCAAGCCCUAUUCCACCCCUCACAACAGCUACAGCAAGCCUGUUGUGCCUCCUCCUAACUCCGCCCCUGGUGGCAUCACCAAGACUUUGACCAUCACCACCACCGAGUGCCCAGUCUCCUCUACGACCUCGAUCGAAGGUACCUCCACAAUCACUGUGCCAAUCACUCUGACUCGGACCGUGGUUCACACCAUCGUCACUGUUGUCCCUACUAGCAGUGUUAUCCCUGCUGCCACUCUUGUCCCUGCUACCAGUGUUGUCCCUACUGCCCCUCCUGUCCCUGCCAGUUCUGCUUCUGCCAACCCUCACAUGCCCGUUUUCACUGGUGCUGCUACCGGCAUUGUUAACCAGCAGCCUGUUGCUGGUCUCAUGGUUGCUGCCCUUGGAGCUUUUGCUCUUUUGUAA
This is a messenger RNA of Talaromyces marneffei, 861 nucleotides long. RefSeq lists its product as uncharacterized. The record is from RefSeq and is a predicted model, not a curated record. The transcript has 2 exons. Bases 1 to 861 code for a protein of 286 amino acids. Lineage: Eukaryota; Fungi; Ascomycota; Eurotiomycetes; Eurotiales; Trichocomaceae.